UGUGUAUCCCAUCCACGCCAUAUUCUUGUCACCUCUGAACGACACUGUAGGCUACCUUUUGUUCACCUAGAAAGACUUCCGCUACUUUGCAUAUCGGACAUCUGCGAAAGUAACUGUUAGCUAGUUAUAGAAAGGUGAGAUAGAUAUACUUGCCAUUUGUUUACACUUUCCUCGAGUAUUCGAGCAGUGGGGUAUAGCCAUGUUGCGACUCCUAAGACACCAGGCUAGAGGGACAAGGAGCUGCCUCUGUGGCCAGAGGCGCUAUGAGCAUCACAAGAGCGUCAUGGCCAUCCGGCGUGAGGACAUCAACGUGUGGGAGAGACGGGCGCCCCUGGCUCCGCGCCACGUUAAAGAGAUCGUCCAUGCUGGCCACAAGGUCCUCGUCCAGCCUUCCAACCGAAGAGCCAUCCACGAGAAUUAUUAUAAGAAAGCGGGGGCCAUCAUUUCCGAGGACAUUUCCGAGGCCUCGUUGAUCAUUGGCGUCAAGAGUCCUCCGGAGGAGAAACUUUAUCCCAGAAAGACAUACGCCUUCUUCUCUCACACCAUCAAAGCACAGGAAGCUAACAUGGGUCUACUGGAUGACCUGCUCAAAAAGGAAGUGCGUCUCAUCGACUAUGAGAAGAUGGUCGACGCCAAUGGCUUCCGUAUUGUGGCAUUCGGACAGUGGGCUGGCGUUGCAGGAAUGAUCAAUAUUUUGCAUGGUUUGGGACUUCGUUUUCUGGCGUUGGGACACCACACUCCUUUUAUGCACAUCGGUAUGGCCCAUAACUACAGGAAUGUCAGCCAGGCCAUCCAGGCAGUGAGGGAUUGUGGGUACGAGAUCUCCAUGGGCCUCAUGCCCAAGUCCAUCGGCCCAGUGACUUUUGUCUUCACCGGAACAGGCAAUGUCUCCAAGGGUGCACAAGAUAUCAUCAAUGAGCUUCCUGUAGAAUACGUGGAGCCUCAUGAGCUAAAAGACGUGUCUCAAACUGGAGACAUGUCCCGAGUGUACGCCACCGUUCUGAGUCGUCACCACCAUCUGAUGAGGAAGAGUGAUGGUGUUUAUGACCCCCUGGAGUACGAGUAUCACCCGGAACUGUACACAUCACACUUUAGAACCAGUGUGGCGCCCUACACCACGUGCCUGAUCAACGGCAUCUACUGGGACCCCCAGACACCGCGGCUCCUCAGGCGGCUGGACGCCCAGAGGCUCCUGACGCACGUCAAGCCCUCCGCCGCCGCUACGGAGGGAUGGCCGGAGCUACCACACAAGCUCCUGGCGAUCUGUGACAUAUCUGCCGACAUGGGCGGCUCCAUUGAGUUCAUGACUGAGUGCACCUCCAUCGAUAAGCCCUUCUGUAUGUACGAUGCGGACCAGCACAUAGACCACGACAGCGUGGAGGGCACAGGUAUCCUCAUGUGCUCUAUUGAUAACCUUCCUGCCCAGCUCCCCAUUGAAGCCACUGAGUAUUUCGGAGACCGCCUCUUUCCCUACAUUUGGGAGAUGCUGCCCUCCGAUGCCACCAGGCCUCUUGAAGAAGAGGACUUCUCACCUCAAGUUAGGGAUGCUGUGAUAACGUCAGAAGGAAAGCUUACCCCAAAGUUUGAAUACAUUGAAGAUCUUCGUGAACGAAGUGAGAAAGCCAAGAUCAUGAAGAGGAGUGGAAUGAAGCGAGUGCUACUACUGGGUUCAGGUUACGUGUCGGGCCCUGUCAUUGAGUACCUCACCCGGGACCCAGGGACUCAAAUCACUGUUGCAUCAGUGUUGUUGACCCAGGCAGAGGAGCUGGCAGGGAAAUACCCCAACACGAUCCCUGUCAUGCUGGAUGUCACCAGUCAGGAGGGCCAUCUGGAGUCCCUGGUCAAAGACCAUGACCUAGUCAUUAGUAUGCUGCCGUACGGGUAUCAUCCUGUGAUCGCCAAACACUGCAUCAACAAGAAGGUGAACAUGGUGACAGCCAGCUACCUGAGUCCAGCCAUGAAGGACCUCCAACAGAGUGCUGAGGAAGCUGGCAUCACCAUAGUGAAUGAGAUGGGCCUGGACCCUGGCAUCGACCACAUGCUGGCUAUGGAGUGCAUCGACCAAGCCAAGGCGGACGGCUGCACUAUUGAGUCAUACAGUUCAUUCUGUGGUGGACUCCCUGCACCAGAAUGCUCAGACAAUCCUCUGCGCUACAAAUUCAGCUGGAGUCCAUAUGGAGUCCUCCUCAAUACCAUCAGCCCUGCCAUCUUCCUCAAGGACAACGAGGUGGUGAGCAUCCCAGCGGGCGGCACUCUGAUGGAAUCCACGGCUCCCAUGGACUUCCUGCCCGGCUUCAACCUGGAGGGCUUCCCCAACCGCGACAGCACCAAAUACUCAGAACAGUACGGCAUCGAGUCAGCCCACACACUCAUCAGAGGAACACUCCGCUUCAAGGGUUUCUCCAAGGCCAUGAGUGGCUUUGUGAAACUGGGUCUGAUCAACACUGACCCCUGCCCCAUGCUGAAGCACACCUCCGCUCCUGUCUCCUGGAAAGAGCUGCUGUGUAACCAGAUUGGCCUGCACCCCUCCACCUCUGACAAGGCCUUCGAGGGAGCUGUUUACGACCGCAUCGGCCAAGACCCCUUCAAAAUGGAAACACUCAAAUGGUUUGGGAUGCUGAGUAAGGAGGCUGUUCCCCAUGCAGAGACUGUGCUGGCAUCACUGGCUAAGCACUUAGAGGCCAGGCUCUCCUUUGAUGAAGGCGAGCGGGACAUGAUUAUCAUGAGGAACGACGUGGGCCUGCGUCACUCUACAGGCGAGCUGGAGACCAAGCACAUCAGCCUGGUGGUCUACGGAGACCCCAACGGCUACUCUGCCAUGGCCAAGACCGUGGGUUACCCUGCAGCCAUCGCUGCUCGCAUGGUGCUGGACGGAGAAAUCCGUACGAAGGGACUGGUGGUGCCAAUGACUAAGGACAUCUAUGGACCGGCACUGAAGAGACUGCAGGAGGAGGGCCUCAAGUUCACCUCGAAAAGCACCAUCCAAGAGUAGUAACUCAUGAGUCAUCGGCAGUGUCCCAAUAGUGUUCGUUUCCUUUCCUGGCAUCCUCCUCAAUCUGCACUGAUCCCCAAAAAAGACCCCACAUUUCAAUUCUUUCAGAACAGUGCAGAUAAAGGGAAUGAGAUGAAGAAAGGAAGCUAUUUUAGUCCUAACACAACACCAUGUUAUAUACAGCCAAUCAGUGCCUGGGUACCAGGCCACAGAGAAACUGGAUGCAUCUCAAUAGUCUCAAGUUACUUUCUUCGUUUGUCUCCUGUCCUUCAUCUGUGCUGAUCUGAGAAGGCAGGGUGGGGGAAGGUAAUAUGGUAGAAAUCUUCAGGAGGACAGGAUAUGAGGGGAAGCAAGUUGUGGCUAUUGAGAUGCACCCUGAAUUCUGGAUGCUUUUGAAACAAUCUACUUUGUCAAAUAGAAACAUUAGGUUGUAUGUGAACAGUUUCCAAGCACUUUGCUUCUUUUUAAUUAAGGCCGUACCAUUCUUUACUUGGAGAACCACAACUCCCUGAGUGUCGUUAUAACAUAACGAUCCUAUAAUCUGCACAGACCUUCUAAGCUAAAGCGUCUCGUCUGUCCAUGACCGUAACGUAUGCUUUUCCUGAUGUUGAUCAGCUGCUGCACAGUUAUGCUGCUCUUUACAUAUUGAUUUGGUUAUCUGCUCAUUGUAGAUGACACUCAGACAAUCAAGAUGCUAGAAAUAUCAAGAGUGAUCGUGUACAGUACCUGCUUAAAAAAAGACCAGUGAAUAAGUUUGCGAGUGAACAGCACUAAUAUAAUACCGUAGCCUGGACAGCUUGCUCAAAAGAACAAGUAGUUGUAGUAACUCACCAAGAGCCUCUGAAUUUAAAAAAACCAACUGUUUUACUUUUUUACUCACUGACCUGCAUCACCGGUCAAUCAUAGCUCAUACCUACCAUGUCUCAUUUUCGGGCAAUAAUUUUAAAUCAAUCUACUGUAUUUGUGUACAAUUCAUUCUAAGUAGUGUGCAGAUAUAUUUUAAGAACAAAAAAGAUUUAUGUUGAAUCCUAUUUAAAGAUCCCAAACACUAUUUGUUGAGUAAAAUAUCCAAGUGUAUUUAUUUUCUGGAUUGGAUAUAAAUGGUCUCCAGUGCUGCAACAUAUUGUUUCUGCGUAAUUACAUGGUUGAAAUGUAAGAUUGAGAUGCCUAUUUGUUAUCAAUGCCUAUUUAAGCAAAUAGAUUAUAUUGGUCAAUAUAAUCUAUCAUUCUAUUGAUACAGAUAUACAAGUACACAUAGUCAGUGGCCAGUUUAUUAGGUACACCUAUCUUUAAAAAAGUUUUAACCAGGUAGGCCAGUUGAGAACAAGUUCUCAUUUACAGCUGUGACCUGCCCAAGAUAAAGCAAAGCAGUGCGACAGAAACAAGAGUGACACAUAAACACAAGUACAGCCAAUAACACUAUACAGUGGGGCAAAAAAGUAUUUAGUCAGCCACCAAUUGUGCAAGUUCUCCCACUUAAAAAGAUGAGGCCUGUAAUUUAUCAUAGGUACACUUCAACUAUGACGGACAAAAUGAGAGAAAAAAAUCCAGAAAAUCACAUUGUAGGAUUUUUUUAAUGAAUUUUUUGCAAGUUAUGGUGGAAAACUUUUGUUAUUGACCAAAUACUUAUUUAUCUUAAUACUUUGUUAUAUACACUUUUGUUGGCAAUGACAGAGGUCAAACGUUUUCUGUAAGUCUUCACAAGGUUUUCACACACUGUUGCUGGUAUUUUGACCCAUUCCUCCAUGCAGAUCUCCUCUAGAGCGUGAUGUUUUGAGGCUGUUGCUGGGCAACACAGACUUUCAACUCCCUCCAAAGAUUUUCUAUGGUGUUGAGACUGGCUAGGCCACUCCAGGACCUUGAAAUGCUUCUUACGAAGCCACUCCUUCUUUGCCCGGGCGGUGUGUUUGGGAUCAUUGUCAUGCUGAAAGACCCAGCCACGUUUCAUCUACAAUGCCCUUGCUGAUGGAAGGAAGUUUUCACUCAAAAUCUCACGAUACAUGGCCCCAUUCAUUUUUUUCCCUUAACACAGAUCAGUCGUCCUGGUCCCUUUGCAGAAAAACAGCCCCAAAGCAUUAUGUUUCCACCCCCAUGCUUCACAGUAGGUAUGGUGUUCUUUGGAUGCAACUCAGCAUUCUUUGUCCUCUAAACACGACGAGUUGAGUUUUUACCAAAAAGUUAUAUUUUGGUGUCAUAUGGUCAGUUAAUUCUCUCAAUCUUCUUCUGGAUCAUCCAAAUGCUCUCUAGCAAACUUCAGACGGGCCUGGACAUGUACUGGCUUAAGCAGGGGGACACGUCUGGCACUGCAGGAUUUGAGUCCCUGGUGGCGUAGUGUGUUACUGAUGGUAGGCUUUGUUACUUUGGUCCCAGCUCUCUGCAGGUCAUUCACUAGGACCCCCGUGUGGUUCUGGGAUUUUUGCUCACCGUUCUUGUGAUCAUUUUAACCCCACGGGGUGAGAUCUUGCAUGAAGCCCCAGAUCGAGGGAGAUUAUCAGUGGUCUUGUAUGUCUUCCAUUUCCUAAUAAUUGCUCCCACAGUUGAUUUCUUCAAACCAAGCUGCUUACCUAUUGCAGAUUCAGUCUUCCCAGCCUGGUGCAGGUCUACAAUUUUGUUUCUUUGACAGCUCUUUGGUCUUGGCCAUAGGAGUUUGGAGUGUGACUGUUUGAGGUUGUGGACAGGUGUCUUUUAUGCUGAUAACAAGUUCAAACAGGUGCCAUUAAUACAGGUAACGAGUGGAGGACAGAGGAGCCUCUUAAAGAAGAAGUUGCAGGUCUGUGAGAGGCAGAAAUCUUGCUUGUUUGUAGGUGACCAAAUACUUAUGUUCCACCAUAAUUUGCAAAUAAAUAAAUAAAAAAUCCUACAAUGUGAUUUUUCUGGAUUUUUUUUCUAAUUUUGUCUGUCAUAGUUGAAGUGUACCUAUGAUAAAUUACAGACCUCAUCUUUUUAAGUGGGAGAACUUGCCCAAUUGGUGGCUGACUAAACACUGUGUAUGUGUGUGUGUGUGUAUAUAUAUAUAUAUAUAUAUAUAUAUAUAUAUAUAUAUUUAGAAAAAUCAAUGUACAGUGUGUGGAAAUGUAGGGCCAUAGAGGGGAAAUAAUUACAAUAUAGUACUGGGUCAGACCCAAUUUUUGCCUCCAGAACAGGCAGAAUUUUUCGGGGAAUGGAUUCUACAAGGUGUGGGGGUCAAACGCUCAAUUGGUAGCAAGGGAUCUAACGUGUGCCAGGAAAACAUUACCCACACCAGUACACCGCCACCAGCCUCUACUGUUGACACCAGGCAGGAAGGGGGCCAUGGACCCAUACUGCUUACACCAAAUCCAGACUCUGCCAUCAGUGUGACGGAAUUGGGAUUCGUCGGACCCGGCAAUGUUUUUCCACUCCUCAAUUGACCAAUGUUGGUGAUAGGUAUUGCUGCAGACGACCAAUCUGUGACAAGGACUGGCGAGUUGUGCGUUCCGAGAUGCCGUUCUGCACACCACUGUUAUUUGCUAGUUUGUAUAGCUCGCUUGCAUGAUUUUUGCCAUUCUCUUUUGACCUCUCAUCAACUAGCUGUUUUUUUGCCUACAGGACUGCAUGUUUUUUUGUUUGUCGCACCAUUCUCUGUAAAAACCCUAGACACUGUUGCGUGAAAAGCCCAGGAGGCCGGCUGUUUUUAAGAUACUGGAACCAGCGCGCCUGGCACCGGCGACCAUACUAUGCUCAAAGUUGCUUAAGUCACUUGUUUUUUGCUCAUUCUAACAUUCAAUCGAACAGUAACUGACUGCCUCAAUGCCUGUCUGCCUGCUUUAUAGCGCGUCAUGUGGCUGUGGUUUGCUAUGUCUGUAGAAAUUUAAAAAAAAUUGUGAACAGUGUGGUGUACCAAAAACUGUCCACUGAGUUUAUAUCUGCUCGCAGAACAUAUUGGGGUUUUCUUGUAAGAUUAAACCCUUGGCAGUUGUUCCACCGUUUAUGUAUUUCAUAGAAAAAUAAAGGGAAAAGUGAUGUGUUGAA
Oncorhynchus masou masou (cherry salmon) is the source of this 6982-nucleotide messenger RNA. RefSeq names its product alpha-aminoadipic semialdehyde synthase, mitochondrial-like. The record is from RefSeq and is a predicted model, not a curated record. Bases 200 to 2992 code for a protein of 930 amino acids. NCBI's taxonomy places the organism in Eukaryota, Metazoa, Chordata, Actinopteri, Salmoniformes, Salmonidae. The transcript is spliced from 24 exons. Gene Ontology annotation, cellular component: cytoplasm. Gene Ontology annotation, molecular function: saccharopine dehydrogenase activity.